Metarhizium robertsii ARSEF 23 is the source of this 1764-nucleotide messenger RNA. Its product is annotated as FAD binding domain-containing protein. The transcript is spliced from 5 exons. Gene Ontology annotation, molecular function: oxidoreductase activity; FAD binding. Lineage: Eukaryota; Fungi; Ascomycota; Sordariomycetes; Hypocreales; Clavicipitaceae. The record is from RefSeq and is a predicted model, not a curated record. Bases 1 to 1764 code for a protein of 587 amino acids.
AUGAAGUGCCGAAACUUACUGUCCUUUGGCAUCCUCGCCAUCCAGGCUUCCGGUCAGGUGGCGAAUUAUUGCAAAGCCUUUCCUGGGGACCAAAAUUGGCCAUCGGAUGAGACAUGGCAAAAGCUCAACAAGACGCUGGGGGGCGUGCUGAUAAAGUCUGUACCUCUCGCCGUUGCCUGCCUUGACGAACACGGCACCCAUGAUGAUGCGGCGUGCGACGCCAUUAAACAGCGUUUGUGGAAUUAUGACUUCCAUGAUGCGGACCCUGUAUCCGUCAUGUGGAAUCAGUAUUCAAACUUCUCUUGUCUGCCUAACCCUGCCACACCUUGCAGCUCUCGCGGAUAUCCUGCCUAUGUUGUCGAUGCAUCGACAGUAAAACACGUACAACACGCUGUUAAUUUUGCACGGAACAAUAAUAUCCGGCUUGUCGUCAAAAGCACCGGUCAUGACUAUCUUGGCCGAUCUACAGCCCCAGGGGCUCUAUCCAUCUGGGUCCAUCACCUCAAUACCAUGACUUACCAUGCUAAUGAAUUCCGAUUACAUGGAUCCGACAAGGUCAUUCCAGGCAGUGCUAUUACCGUCGGCGGGGGUUCCCAAAUGAAUGAUAUCUACCUUGAAACUGCAAAGUAUGGCCAAACUGUUGUUGGUGGUGGAUCUAAAAGUGUUGGCGUGGCAGGGUACAUUACUGGAGGAGGUCAUUCUGUUCUCUCUCCCCGCUACGGUCUCGCCGCAGACAAUGUUUUGGAAAUUCAACUAGUAGACCCCAACGGACACGUCAUAACGGUGAAUGAGGAGCAAAGGCCGAGACUGUUUUGGGCUUUGAGAGGAGGCGGUGGCUCGACAUUUGGAGUCAUUACGUCAAUAACGCUGAAAGCAUUGCCUUCGCCGAAAGUGACGUCUGUCGUCUGGCGAGUCAAUGUGAACCCUGCGGAAUUAUCAAUUUUGCCAAAUUUAGCGUCCUAUCUCAUGUCACAGGUUCCGUAUCUGAUGGAUUCUGGUCUAUCCGGCUACACCAUGAUCGGCGAGGACUGGACAACUCCCAUUCUGAUUGACGGAAAGCCGGAGAAGCUCAGUGGUGUAAUGGGCUUGUGCAUUCUUCAGGAUCAGAAAGACCUAAACUACGCCUACGAAUUGUUCCGGCCCAUAAAUGAUACUGUCCAAGAGCGUUGGCUUGGGAAAGCGAGCGUCACUAUCGAUCUCAAGGAAUAUGACUCCUUCUAUGCCUGGUUUAAUGACAACUAUGACCAGGGAAAGGCUGGAUUCCCCCUAUAUCCGGCCUCAAGAUUGCUGGACCAAAAGUCCUUAACAGAAAAUGCCCAGGCCCUCUCUGAAGCACUUUCAAGCAUGUGGAAGCCGAGAAAGGGAAUGCUGGCAUUUUUAGUUGGGGUACAAGGGGUCAACAACGCACAGCCUCAAGGGGGUAGCAAUUCCGUUCACCCAGCUUGGAGAUCUGCUUAUGUACAUGCUUUGACCGGGACUUCUUUCCCACCGUCUGAUGAGGCGGCUAAAAUGAAGGCUAUUGCGACUGUCAACUCUGCUAUGGAGCGACUGCGGAAUCUCACACCGACAUCUGGGGCUUACGUCAAUGAGGCCUUCAAAUUCGAAUCUGACUGGCAGCAAGCGUUCUGGGGCAGCAAUUAUAAGCGCCUCCUGCGUGCUAAACGUUCCUUGGAUCCUAAUGACGUUUUUUGGUGUGAUCCUUGUGUCGGAAACGAAGGGUGGACCGAGUUGCCGAACGGGAAGCUUUGCAGAAGUGGAGAGUAA